CCCUGAGUUCCUGGAUUUCUGGUUCUGGUGACAAUUGCUGAUCUCCCCGUAGACUGUCCACAGUAAACCGAGCCUCAAGUAAACUCGGCGUUGGUGCCUCCUCCCUUGCUGUGCCCUGAGAUGGGUUUAUAAUCCCAGGAAAGUUAGUCACUGAAGCCCAUUUCUGUUUCUCCUCUGGGUCAUCUUGGAACUUCCAGCUUCUCCCCUCUGAGGAAAUGGAGAUGUUUAGUGUGGGCGAGGGUAACCUGUCCCACAAUCUCUUGUGGAACUUAGCAGUUCUGUUACAUUCCUCACCAUCCUUGAUGAACCAAGACUUUUGGAUCUUGUAUGAAACCUAUUAGGUAUCACUUAAAAGGAGUCAAUACACAAAACUGCUGGGUACUGUGUUCAUCCAGGCGGUUCCAUCUUCUCUACUUUCCUGGGAGUUUGUCAGUCCAGGAAAGGACUCCCGUUCUUGCCACCUUUUGGUAAGAAGUGCUCUCCCUGCCCUUCUAGCCGGGCUCCCCCCGCCCCGCCUCUGGGCCGCCUUCCCAGCCGCCGCCUCUGCAUGUGCGGUGUUUGUGUCCCCUUCCGCCGGGUGGGUUCAAAGAACUCUGUCGUCCGGGCUUACGUGUGACCUUUAACCCGAGCCGUGGGGUUGGGGUCGCUCGGCCCAGGCACUCGCGAGCGGCGACCGUUGGCAGGAUCGGGCGAUGUCGCCGCGCUGCUGGGUGAGGGCGCGGCCGCGGGGCGCGGGGCGGGAGGCUGAGCCGGGAUCGCGGCGGGCAGGGGCGGGGCUGGGAGUCGAGGCGGGGCGUCCUGGGGCUCCCGCUGUUGGAUCGCGGGUUCCGCCCGGAGAAAGGUGGCCGACGUCCGCCUGCACGGGGAGAAAGGCGCCUGGGGUGUGGGGACCCCUACUGUCCGCCUGUAACCUGGGUCAGCUCGAGUGCUUUGUUCGGAGUGAUUCUGACCACCUCGUUUGUAACGUGAUCAUUCUCGUGUUGCUUUGUGCAUUUUCAAUAUAUUACAUAAUAAAGACAUGGUCGCUUUUAGGGAAAAUGUCUGAAAAGCUAAGAAGAUGCAGGAAGGAGCUGACUGCAGCCAUUGAGCGGGCCUUUGAAGGAGUCAGUCAUUCCCAGGAGUGCACAGGUCAGCAGAGGCAGGAACUGGAUGCCACGCCACUUUCCUUCCCCUUCCCUGUGCAUAAGCUCCUCUGCAGAAGACAUCCGCUGGCCACCUGCUCCUCUGCUGCUCCAUUUGCGCCGGUCCCAUGUGCUCCUGAGAACGAGAGCCCUGCCCUUGCACCAAACCAUGCCCCAAUAAAUGCAAAACCACAUGCUUUAUGCCCUCAAAGAAAACCUCUGACCAGCAAGGAAAACGUAUUGAUGCAUUCCUCCGUUUUGGUACCUGAAAGGCAGUUUUGGAGAGCUGCAGGAGAUGGGGAAAACUGGAGAAAAGAAAAUUUAAGGAAAGAUAUGGAGAGAGAUUUGAAGUUUGACUCAAAUAUGCCACUUAACAGUUCUAGCCGAGAGGUCACAAAGGAUCUGCUUGAUAUGAUCGACCAUACAAGCAUCCGAACUAUUGAAGAAUUGGCUGGAAAACUAGAAUUUGAAAACGAGUUGAACCGAGUAUGUGGUCGCUGUGAAGACUCACCCUUCAAGGAGGAAGCCUGGGCCCUCCUCGUGGAUGAGAGCCCUCAAAAGCCCUCAGAUGAUCACCCUGGUGGCCUUAAGCAGGCUUUUGAUGAUCAUAAUAUUGUUGAGACUGUCCUGGAUCUAGAAGAGGACUACAAUUUGAUGACCUCUUUUAAAUACCAAAUUGAGUAAGGACAGUUGAUUUUAGCUUUGAUUCUUUAGAGCAAAAAACUGAUAUUAAGGAGCCAUGGUGGUGAUCAGGGGCUACAAUUUUUUUUUCACAUAGUUGGCAGAAUCUGAAUUACCACACCCCUUUAAACUUCCGGUUGUAUCCACUUCUGAGCUGAGAACUCAGUUUUUAUAUUCUGUUGCUUUGGAAUGCUUUUUACUGUUGGUGGGGUUUUUUGUUUUUGUUUUUUUUCAACUUUUCUUGCUAUCUUAAGUAUGUUUUUUUGAUUGAUGUUCAAUAUACCCAGCACCCGAAGUGGGUGCGGGUUGUGGGCC
This is a messenger RNA of Choloepus didactylus (southern two-toed sloth), 2117 nucleotides long. It is a transcript of the gene C1H3orf62, whose product is annotated as chromosome 1 C3orf62 homolog. NCBI's taxonomy places the organism in Eukaryota, Metazoa, Chordata, Mammalia, Pilosa, Megalonychidae. Bases 693 to 1805 code for a protein of 370 amino acids. The record is from RefSeq and is a predicted model, not a curated record. The transcript has 3 exons.